This is a messenger RNA of Vitis riparia (riverbank grape), 717 nucleotides long. RefSeq names its product UDP-glycosyltransferase 87A2-like. Lineage: Eukaryota; Viridiplantae; Streptophyta; Magnoliopsida; Vitales; Vitaceae. The record is from RefSeq and is a predicted model, not a curated record. Bases 1 to 717 code for a protein of 238 amino acids. The transcript is spliced from 2 exons. Gene Ontology annotation, molecular function: UDP-glycosyltransferase activity.
AUGUCAGCGGCAGUGUUUUCCAUGUUCCACCACUUCGAUCUUCUUGUGCAGAACUGGCAUCAUCCCAUUGAUGUAUCAGCUCAAUCUCUUCUCCUUUCUUCCGUCUAUGAGUUAGAAACCCCAGUCAUCGACGCUCUAAAAUCAAUGUUCUCAUUCCUCAUCCAUCCCAUUGGCCCUGCAAUACCUUACUUCAAUCUCGGAGACAGUUCCUCCACAGCCACAACUUCUCAUGACCUCAACUACUUCCGAUGGCUAGACUUCCAGCUCAGUAGUUCGGCCCUGUACAUAUCCUUGGGAAGUGUUCUCUCAGUUUCGACGGCACGGACGAAAGAACUUGCAGCUGUGUUGCGUGUCAGCGGCGUUCGGUUUUUGUGGGUGGCGCGUGGAGAGACUACACAGCAUAGAGAAAUGUGUGGGGAGAUGGGGUUGGUGGUGCCUUGGUGUGAUCAAUUGAAGGUGCUGUCGCAUUCUUCUGUAGGGGGUCCUGACGCAUUGUGGGUGGAACUCCAUUGUUUAAGGCAUUUUUUGUGGGAUGCCUUUUCUGUCUUUUCCUGUGGAAUUAAUCAAGUUUCAAACAGUAAGGCAGCUGUGGAGGAUUGGAAGAUUGGAUGGAGGGUGAGGAGAGAGGAGGGAGUGGAAACUUUGGUGACAAGAGAGGAAAUUGUUGAGCUUGUGCGGAGAUUUAUGGACUUGGAAAGCGAAGAAGGAAGGAAAUGA